Umbelopsis ramanniana AG is the source of this 1794-nucleotide messenger RNA. RefSeq lists its product as uncharacterized. Lineage: Eukaryota; Fungi; Mucoromycota; Umbelopsidomycetes; Umbelopsidales; Umbelopsidaceae. The record is from RefSeq and is a predicted model, not a curated record. Gene Ontology annotation, biological process: calcium ion import across plasma membrane. The transcript has 3 exons. Gene Ontology annotation, molecular function: calcium channel activity; protein binding. Bases 35 to 1687 code for a protein of 550 amino acids.
ACUGCCUUCCUCACGCAACCGACCACUGACGAUCAUGCAGCCCAUGUUAUUGCUUGGGUUGCCCUUUCUACUUUUUUUCCCAUGCAUCACAUCCGCGCAGAAUUCUGUCACAGUAGCCUUAAAUAACUCUCAAAUCGUGAACAAUGUCCUUCCAUCCGGCGGCAUUCAGCACUACUUUUUUGAUUCAAACUCUCAGGUUCAACAACCUACUGUUGCUAUACCAUUCAUAACUACAGCUGCCACUCCACAUGCAUCAACCUCAAUAGCGUCCUCAGCUUCAGUUUUACCUACAGCCUCAGUAGCUUUGCAUGCUCGACGUUUGUUGCCUCGUGCUGGCAGCAUUGCCGCCAUCUAUCUUACCGUCACUGUUUGCUCGCAGCCACAGCCACCUUCCAGCUAUGAAGGAUUUGUCCCUCCUUUGCAGGUGUUUGUGUCCACUACUUCUACCAACUCUCUGCCAGGACCCAAUGUACCAGAAACGUCUCCCCUCAAUACCACUUAUUCUGGAUUUACAUCCUGGAAUUCAACUUUAUCUCCAACCACUCAACUGUGGGUUGGUGUUUCCGCUCCCGCUCUUGCCAAUGGAUGGACUGGCAAUUGGACCUACCAAAUUGGCACUUCAACCAUUGCCCCUAUGCACGAACUCUUGAUUCCGAGCUCGGACGAUUCGAUAGCUUAUAUGACAUUGGACGAUUCGGAUAAUAAUAAUGCGCUUUUCCUCACCAGCUCUUAUCAAGGGAGCCAGGCACCUAAUUUCACUGUCUUAAUCACCACCAACCCACCACAAGAGCUGGCUUAUUCCAUUUGUGCCGCGCAGAAAUUUGUGCAAUCUCAUCCUGUCAACUAUACCAUGACCGCACGAGGUCCUUUCAACGCUACCCGACAGCAAGCUUAUGUGUCUGGACUAUCGCCAGCUACCCGAUACACGGCUUACUUAAUGCAACCUCGUUCAAAUAAUCUUCCCGCUGCAUACGGUCCGCCUAUUUCAUUCAGUACUAAAUCAGAGCUCAACUGUAGAUUGAUCUAUGGUCUCUCUUUCUGCGAUCAAGUAGCCUACAGCGUAGCUACUAAUCCUAACGACCCCGGAGCGGAUAUUUGGAACUUAACCCAGAGUUAUGAUCAAAAUGCGGUUCAGGUGUUUCAACCCUUCGCCACUGCACUAUCACAGUUCAACUGCGACACGACGCAAUAUUCUCUUGUUCGCAAUUGUACUGACUGCUACAAUGAUUAUAAAAAUUGGAUGUGCUCGGUUUUGAUUCCUCGCUGUACCACGCCUAGCCCUUUCAACCAAGAAAAUGACAUGAACGACGGCCCAUCUCAGGCUCUUCAUGAAGUGCCUUUCAACCAGUCUCGCAACCCGUGGAUAGAUUCCACCUACUCACCGAACCAAUGGACUGAAUUACUCCCUUGCGUUGAUUUGUGCUAUCGAGUGGUUCAGAGUUGUCCUCCGUUCAUGCAGUUCAAUUGCCCAUCGGGAGACAUUGCCACGUCGCAAUAUGGAUACUGGCAAACAGGAACGGCGUCUCAAAAUGGCACCAACGUAGUAUUCGAUAUCAAUAACCCAACUUGCAAUAGAAUGGGUCUGAAUACCUCAUUGUUGGUGCUCAGUGGCGCUUUGCCGUCAUUAUCCAUUCCAUCUUCAUUCUAUGCUUUCACUGUGCUUGCCACCAUUUGCUUGUUUAUUUAAACUUCAUCAUACCCAACCCUUUGUUUCUUCUCACUCAAUUGUAUAUUAUCGCAAUCUGUCCCUUUGGAGACCUCCGUCCACUUUUUUAUAAUUUGAUCAUCAAUUAA